Molecule: messenger RNA, 654 nt
Organism: Plasmodium coatneyi
Lineage: Eukaryota; Apicomplexa; Aconoidasida; Haemosporida; Plasmodiidae
Product: SICA antigen
Exons: 2
Coding region: 1-654 (217 amino acids)
Source: RefSeq, a predicted model, not a curated record
AUGAAAGAAAGGAGUGAAGGAUUGGGGUAUUUUGCCCUACCAGGCAAAAGAAAACGUUACAGAAGAGCUCAUCAGGUGCGUCGUCCUUCAAUCUUACAAGAACAACUCCUUGCUCAUGUGGACGACCAGGAUGAUGGUCCACAUGAAUACACCUUAGUAAAGGAGCGAAAACAACCAAGAUCUGCUCCAACGAAAAGGAGGAAAAGGGAACGUCUCGACCGCCGUGUUGGUCGCCGCAUGAUUAUUGAUAUUCAUUUAGAAGUGUUAGACGAAUGUCAAAAGGGGGACAACAAACUGAACCAGGAAGACUUUUUUGAAAUUUUGGUUCAAGAAUUUAUGGCAAGAGAAUUUAUGAAUGAAGAAAAUGUUCCUAAGGAAGAUGUUCCUAAGGAAAAGGAUGUUCAAAGUUUAGAUUCCGGGUUUAGGGAGGAAGACUUUGUUCCUAAGGAAGGUAUCCCUCAGGAACAGGUUCCAAGUUCUGAUUCCGGGUUUAGGGAGGAAAACCUUGUUCCUAAGGAGGAUUUUACUAGGAAAGACGUUCAUAAGGAACAGGUUCCAAGUUCAGAUUGCGGGUGUAGGGAAGAAGACUUUCUUUGUAAGAAAAAUGUUCCUAACAAGGGGGUUCCAUGUUCAGAUUCUGGUUUCGGGUUUUAG